AAAUAAUAGUAUUACUCACACAAAAACAUUGCUAGUCCAGCUUUUUUUUUCUUUCCUCCCCCUCUUCACAGCCUGUCAAGCUUUAAUUAUUAACAUCAUAAUUAUAUUUCUUUUUUAGUAAGAGAGGCUCCUAGUUGUUUCUCUAAGAAAACUGUGAAGACCUGUUUUCUAUUAUAUUUCUAUGGAAUAACAAAAAAGGUUUGUUUUCCAUAUUCGUCAGAGCUACACUGCUUAGAUUGGUCCGUCCAUUUUUCACCAAAAGAAUAAAAAAAAAGGUCAUGGUUCUUGCCCAUUGAGGUGAUUCACUUGUUUCUGGUUAUUGUUGGCUUUUGCUUAUGGAUGAAAAGAGAUGCUUGAGUGAAGAAUAUGUUCAAUGAGCUUCGUUUUAGAGAACCACAAUAUUCCGGGAACUUUUUAUUACAGUUUUUGAGUUUGUCAGAUAGAUAGAUAGAUAGAUAGAUGCAAAUUGAUAAUCUGAGAUGCUAGAAAGUGAAAGAAAAUGUCUUUUUGUUUAUAUUAAUUUGCAGUUGAAAGGCUACAAAAGCAGGUCCAAAUGCUAAGUUCCAUCACAUAUUAACCUCAUCUCUACUGAGAUUUCAUCGUGAUUAAAAAUGAAAAAGCAAAAGAAAAAAAAAGGGACACUUUUUGAGAAUGAGCUUCUUGAAGAUGACGACCACUGUUAAGGUUAGUGAUGAUGGUACCACUAGAGAGAGAGAGAGAGACCCACAAUCCAUUUUUGGUCGCUUUAUUGUCCUUAUCCCUUUUCCUUUUUCCUUGUUCAUUGUCUGAGUGGUGUUGAGCAACACUCUAAGAUCUCCCCCCCGAUGAAAGUCGUUUUGAAUUUUCCUUUGUACCCCCCUCCUGGCCGCUUCUCUCAUUGCUGGCAAAAAGCACUUGUUCUAGUGUUUCAAAGCAACAACUUUUUUCAUGUGCGGAGCCAGGCUUUCCAAAUAUGGUCUGCAUUUAGUACACCAAAAAGGGUACCACCAAAGUUUUGGGGUCCAUAUAUAUCCAAUUACAAAAUUAAGGCGUGAUCUUGAAGAAGGAUUUAACCUCACUUUCCGGAUGCGAGGAUUUGUUAGUUUCUUUGCAAUUGGGCAAGGUUGAAGAUGACUCAAGAUUGAUCAGAUCUUUACUUUAGUGUUUGGCGGUCAGAUGUCACUUUGGACUCUUAUACUUACUUGGGGUCGACCACACCUUGUCUCCUCCACCUUCUCCAAUUGUAGUGGCUUUUCAUGAAUUACACCCAACCACCUCACUUAGAAAAGAGUAUGGAAAAAGAACAGACACGGAAAAAAAGUUGUAAGAAAAGGAAAGUAAAAGAGUUCCUAGGAACAUUAUUGUCUUGUUAUGAUAUUUGCCAACUCUGGUGGCAGCUUUCACCAAUACUGUGCAUGGGAACCAAACUUAAGUGUGCGAUAAAUCCAUUAGCGACUUCACAAAACAGCAGCAAACUCAGCUUUACAGUGCAUUUCGUGGAUGACUAUUUCCGAACAAGAGUGGUGAAGGAGAAUUGUCAAAUGGAGAGGGCGCUGGAAAAGCAGCACAUGGAAUCUAUCAGGAAGACAAUGCAGAUGCAUGAAAACAUCUUCAAACACCAGGUACGAGAACUUCAUCGCCUGUAUAGCGUUCAAAAGAUGCUGAUGGAUGAGCUGAAAAAGGAAAUUAAGCAAAACAGAUUCUGGGCUACUCCUAUGACAAGUUCUGAUGUUAACCAGCAACAUUUGAGGGCACAAACUACUUGUGUAAACAAUUCCCACGUUCAAGCUGAGCUGAGCACAAGGGAGAGGAGUGGCAGUUCUGGUGACACCAUGAAAAUUGUAAGGGGCUUUGAUCUGGAGAGGCCAGCUGGGGAAGACAUCUCGGCUGAUGCCAGUGCUGUUGUAGAAGACCAAGCAGGGCCUAGCUCCCUCAUGCACUCCAGAAUUAGUCACAUGAGCAUUCAAGGCUCGGAUGAUAGUGAAGUUGAACUGACACUAAGCAUUGGAGGCAGCAGCUCAAGCAAAAAGAUGGCGGAGAAUUCCAAACCCCAUACUCAAGAAUUAGGAAGCUCAAAUUCUCAUGCAAUUCAUAUGGGAAAUAAGGAGCUGGCUUCAUCAGCUUCAUUUAAAUCAGAGAAGGGAGAGGAUUGCAGUGGCCCCAACACUCCAAUGAGCGCUUCUAGCGCAACAUUUGAUCAGGAAAGGAAACGACCACAUUGGCUUUUCCAAGGUUUGAGCAUAAACAGGACUUGAAACAGUUGAAAAGUAUUUAUUUUUUAUUUAUCAUUUUUAACUUAAUUUGUAUGUGUGUAUCCUAAUCUUUACUUGGUUCAUGACUCUAGAGAUUCCUAAUCUUUACUUUAUCCUCCUUAACCUAAUAAAUGGAUAAUUAAGUCACCCAUCUUUUUGGGUGUACACAUUGUUGUAAAUAGGUCAGCCGCCAAGGCAUUGGUUUUUUAUUAAUGUUUUUUUUUCUCUUUCCCA
Gossypium raimondii (Peruvian cotton) is the source of this 2465-nucleotide messenger RNA. RefSeq lists its product as uncharacterized. The record is from RefSeq and is a predicted model, not a curated record. Bases 1236 to 2234 code for a protein of 332 amino acids. The transcript is spliced from 5 exons. NCBI's taxonomy places the organism in Eukaryota, Viridiplantae, Streptophyta, Magnoliopsida, Malvales, Malvaceae.